This is a messenger RNA of Bacillus rossius redtenbacheri, 1938 nucleotides long. Its product is annotated as protein piccolo-like. The annotation marks the transcript as partial. The transcript has 5 exons. NCBI's taxonomy places the organism in Eukaryota, Metazoa, Arthropoda, Insecta, Phasmatodea, Bacillidae. The record is from RefSeq and is a predicted model, not a curated record.
GGCUGCCAGGCCUAUAAGAAGGAGACCCGCCGUCACCUGCCCCCCGACGUCCGCAAGAGGCGCGAGCAACAGUCUCGCCGCGACGUGCGGGAAAAUAGGCGGGCUGCUGCCCAGCCUCCGCAGUCAGGCCCCUCAGGCUACCAGGGCCCCCCCAGGCAGAAUCCCUGGGGCCCCACCAGGUACCCACCGCCCGCCACUUUCGGCCAGUACAUGGCCCAGGCUGGCGUCAACCCCUGGACACCUCUGCAGCAGUGCAGCCAGGGGUACAACGAGCUGGAGUACCCAGUCCUGGCCAACAACCCUUGGCUGCGCAAGCCAAGGGGGCCCCAGGGGCCCAAGAAAAAUGCCACUGGCCACAAAAAUGGCCAGGGCAAACCGCAGCAGCCCCCCCAGGAGAGGGCACAGCAGCCUGCUCGCGAUAAGCAGCCUGCCCAGCCCAAGCCGCUGGCCACCAGACUGGCUCCAGCAGCCCCGGCGCAGCGAACGCCCCCGCCCAGGCAGCCCCAGGUAGCACCUGCUCCUGAGGCUGACAUGCUGAUCGACUUGGCCUCAGAGCAGCCGACAGCCCCGCCCAUGCGCACGGAGCAGCCAGCCCAACCUGGCUUGGCUGACUUCAUCAGCGACGACGAGGCGGGCCCCACCCCCCGCUCUCAGCAACCAAUCGCGACCGCGACCGAGAGCCCCAAGAGGGCACCGCGAAUCAAGCCCCUGUUCGUUUUCCUCGACCAGGGGCACCAGUACCCAAGGGUGUACACCGCCCUUAAACAGUCAGUGCAGGAAAAAUUCACCUGCCAGAACCGCGGCCGAGACGAGAUACAGGUCAACGUGGCCUCAGUCCCCGACUAUCACAGGGCAGUCAAAGCACUGCAGGCUAUCGGCGCCCAGCACUCCGUCCUUCUUCAGCGGGACGAAGUGCCGAAGAAAUUUGUAUUGCGCGGAGUGCACCGCCACACCCCAUCUGAGUUCCUCCAGGAGGAAUUCAGUUCACUCAUUCUGCCGGUCCAGAACCACUGGUUCCUGGAGAACCGGCAGCGACGCGAAAAGCCCGACAGAGCACCCACAGGCUCGCUUUCGCGCGCGCGCCUGCAGAGGCCCUGCCGACUCACAGCGAACUGCGCGCCCCGCCCGCAGCCUGGCGGCCGCGCGCGGAACACGCAGCUCCGCCGCGCCUCUCGCGGCCGCGGCACGAACUCUCGCAGGCCCGCAGGCAAGCCAGAGCCCGCGCCGCGCCGCGCGCACUCGUGGUCGGGCAGCCUGUCGAUUCUUCGCCUCUCGCUGUCCGCUUCUUUCUUCGUACAGGUACCUGACCACACCAUAUCAGACACCGCACCCCCCCAGGAACCCACGAACAUGGACACGACCACCUCUGUCCCUCCUACCGACUCCGCGCCGCUCAUGGUCCCCGCGAGCGACAUGGCGAAAUUCAGGGCCUGGCUGCACUUCCAGGAAAAAGAAAAGAAUGCAGCAGAGCAGCGAGAGGAGGAACAGGAGCGACAAGCUGAAUGGACCAUGCAGCGGAAACGGCAGCGAACAACAGCGCCAGCAGUCAGGCCACCUGAAAUCGCGGUUACAAAUCGCUUCGCCACGCUCGCGGAGGCAGACGCGUCCCGACCCACGGCAGGGCCCUCCAGCGCCCCCUCUCCACCCGCUCCAGCUCCGGCCAAUCAGGGCGCAGCCGCCCCCUCCACCCGCACCCCGCGUGACUCAGGACCGCGCAAACACGCGCUCAGGCUGGUCGUUCCAGACCAGUCUCUCUACAGCCAGCUAGUGGCUCGCAUGCGAUCUCUCGCCCCAGGGGCCGCGCAGAUUUCUCUCGUGCGCGAGGGCCUGCAGAUCGCUGAUGAUCAAGCGGCGGCCGAGCACAGCAACCUAGCCUCCGAGCUGAUCGGACGUCGGAGUGCGGCCUUGCCUCUUCGCUUCGCGUCGCGUCACCAGUAG